AUGCAGUUGUUCUCAUUCCCAAAAUCAAUUCCCUCACCCUUCCGUCUGACCCGUAUCCGGGACCUUCCUGCUAAUCUCAACCAGGACACAGUAACCCUGAAGGACCUGCUGGGCGAUCCCCUAAUCUCAGAAUGCUGGGAGUUCAAUUACAUGCAUGACAUCGACUUCCUGAUGUCUGCUUUCGAUGAGGACACACGUCAUCUCGUGAAAGUCCAUGUGGUCCACGGCUUUUGGAAGCGCGAAGACUUGUCACGGGUGACCCUGCACGAGCAGGCGGCGCGGUACCCUAAUGUGGCGCUUCAUGCGGCUUACAUGCCCGAGAUGUUUGGCACACACCAUUCCAAGAUGAUGAUUCUUCUGCGACAUGACGACACCGCGAGGAUCGUCAUCCACACGGCGAACAUGAUUGUCAGAGAUUGGACUAAUAUGACGCAGGCUGUGUGGAUGUCUCCUUGGUUGCCGCUGAUGAAGGGCCCUUCCCAGCAGGAGAACGUCCAUGAGGCGAAGCCGGGGAGCGGAGCGAAGUUCAAGGUUGAUCUCUUGAACUACCUCCGUGCUUAUGAUUCCCGCGGCAGGGAGACCUGUAAGCCUAUUAUUGAAAAGCUGAUGCGGUUUGACUUUUCCGAAGUCAAGGGUGCUCUCAUUGCCAGCGUACCAGGCCGGCAUAAGCUUAAUGACUCCUCGCCCACACGCUGGGGAUGGGCAGCCAUGGAGCAGGCCCUGAAAACAGUCCCGGUGCACCAACAAGCAGAAAUCGCGAUCCAGAUCUCAUCGAUCGCGACACUGGGGCCGACGGAUAACUGGCUCAAGAACACCUUCUCCCGGGCACUCAGCGGCGGGAGAGGGGUUAGCCUUUCACAGCCACCCCCUUCGUUCAAGGUGAUCUUCCCGACAGCAGAUGAGAUCCGCAAGUCCUUAGAUGGCUAUGCUUCAGGCGGCUCGAUUCACACCAAGAUCCAGUCGCCUCAGCAGGUCAAGCAGCUGCAGCAAGCUGACAAAUCUGCCGUCCUUGACUCAGGUCGUAAGCGUGCUGCCCCUCAUAUCAAGACCUACAUUCGUUACGGCAAUAAGUCGCACCAGACGAUCGACUGGGCGUUGUUGACCUCAGCCAACCUGUCCAAGCAGGCCUGGGGAGAAGCGGCGUCGGCACCAGGGGGCAGUAAGGGCAAGUCGACCGCGUCAAGCGGAGACCGGGAGGUGCGGAUCGCGUCGUAUGAGAUAGGCGUGCUCGUUUGGCCUGAGCUAUGGGGAGAGGACGCCGCGAUGAAGGCGACAUUCAUGACGGAUAAUCUGGGCGAUUCUAGAGGAGGAGAAUUCACAGAACAGGAGGGGAAGGUUACCGUGGCACUGAGGAUGCCGUAUAGCCUGCCAUUGCAGCCGUAUGACAAUGCAGAAGUGCCGUGGGUAGCUACGACAAACCAUGAGGAACCUGACUGGAUGGGGCAGGUGUGGCGGGUAGAAUAG
This is a messenger RNA of Thermochaetoides thermophila DSM 1495, 1464 nucleotides long. RefSeq lists its product as uncharacterized. Gene Ontology annotation, biological process: double-strand break repair; single strand break repair. The record is from RefSeq and is a predicted model, not a curated record. The coding region runs from base 1 to 1464 and encodes 487 amino acids. NCBI's taxonomy places the organism in Eukaryota, Fungi, Ascomycota, Sordariomycetes, Sordariales, Chaetomiaceae. The transcript is spliced from 3 exons. Gene Ontology annotation, molecular function: single-stranded DNA binding; double-stranded DNA binding; 3'-tyrosyl-DNA phosphodiesterase activity. Gene Ontology annotation, cellular component: nucleus.